CAGACAUUCAAAACAGAAACAUCCCAGAGGGACAGACCUUAAGCUAAAUUCCCUUAAGAUUUUGAGCGUAAAAGAUGCCUCCCAGGGGAUAUUUUACCACAGGAAGCCUCUCAGCGUUUAUUUUUCUUGGUAUCAUCAGAGGAUCUUUUUCGGUUGCCUUAUACUUUGCAGUACAUUCUUACAAAUCGCCAAGUCUCGUAUUUCUUCUUCGGACUCCAGGCGCUAUCGGUCUGUACGCAGUUGUUAUGGUUUUCCUGUCUCGGCGAGACAGCGAGAUCAAGGAGAUAUUCUACGACAACUGCAGAGCUGUAAGAAGUUACUGGAAGUUUGCUGUGAUGGGAUUUGUUCAGUUAGCUGCCCCGUACAUUCUUUUUACGUAUGCUUUGCGAGUUUUGAACCCCACAACUGCGGGCGUUUAUAUGGCUGCCGCUCCGUGGUUUUCGAUUUUGUUGGAAAGAUUGCCAUUCGUUCGAGUAAGUUAUAUUUUAUUGUCUUUAUUCUCUCAGCGUUCAGGAGUCGUAAAAUCUUUAAUUACAGAUUCUGUUAAUUGUUAUUUCUAACUGUUGCUUUUAAUUAAAACCGGAAGUGAAUUGAACGUAACGUAAUUUUGAUUGAAAAUAAGCUUAUUAGAGCAUUGUUGCCAUGCUCUUAGUGAUGUAAUGAAUUUAAUCUUAAUUGGCCCUUUGCUAAAGAAGGAAGAAGAAAUAUCAGUAUACCUCAAAUGUUUGUUGAAGCCACAUUUAUGUUAGGUGACUGCUAGACAUGGCCUGAUUAAGGGCUCAGGUACAAAAUCAUAGUUAUACCUGGGCAAGGGGGAUACACCCAUAAUUGCCCUAAUGGUUAUGUGUUGCAAGUCAAGAUAUGGUUACAGUUAUUAUUAGUUUUCAUAUCCAGAUUUCUUAACGGAAAUGGACAGUUGUCAAAAGAGGCUAAAAUUCACAUUUCAGUUUAUUCAGUUUAUUUUGCCAAAAGUAAUGCACUUAUAAGUGGCCAUCAGGGGGGGGGGGGUUGAUCCCAGGGAACCCCCGGUCAUUUGCACAUCAACGUUUACAAAUCCCUCCUACCCAAAACCAAGAUUUUUUGACAAAAAGCUGCUAACACCUCUCCCUUGGGGGCAAAGAAGUGUGCUCUGCCAAGUCGAAGAGUUCUAGAGAAGGAAUCAUAGUUUUCUUUUGAAAAAUAUAGUCACUUUGUAAGCGAAGGAUGGCCAGCUAAAAGGAACAGAAUACAAGAGAAACAUCUUUUCUGUCUCCAUUUUGCCAGAAUGUGUUCACCAACUGAACAUUCCCAGUCCUUUCGCAGACAGAAAUGGCACUCGUUUCCCGCUUCAUCUACAAAAUGGCAAUGGCGCUACAAAUCCCGCGCAUCUUCCCCCGGAGAUCCUGCUUCGAAAGUACAAAAGCAAUCCAAUCCCCCAUCCAGGGCUUAAUAUUAACAAACAAAGUUGACAAAUCCUGCACCAUGCCCUGGUAUUUCCCCAGGGUUACUCCUCCAGGAUGGCCACUGAUAAGUGCAUAACCUUUUUUUGGCAGGGAAAACAAUACCACAAGGCCAUUUCCAAGUGGCUCCAAGCCUCUGUUUCAAAGUGAGGCUCAAUAUGAAAGUGGCAGUGUUUAGAACUUGAAAAUGGCCUGUUGAUCUGGUUCUCAAUAGGACACUGAACUUGUAAAAAUGUGAAGACAAACUUUACUUUACUGACAAACCUCAAUGGUCUUUUGCCUUUCAGGUAAGUUCUCCAGUUUCAGCAGGAAAAGUUGGGGCCAUUGUAGUGGGGUUGAUUGGCAUCAUUCUUGUUUCAGUAUCUGGCAUUGCAUCAGCAUCAAAUAGUGAUGGGUUUUGUCAUAAUUGUGAACUAAAGAAUGAAAGCAUGAGUAUGGAUAACACUGAAUUAUACAACAAAUGCUGUACACCAUUUACAAUGGCAGAAAAAACAUUUUCUUUACUUGCUCUGAUAAGUGGUUCCUUUAUGUGGUCAAUCAGCUCAGGUAAAGUGUAUGACCUAUUGUUUUACUUUUUUUUCCCAUCGUGACGGGUGACUGAAAGAGGACAGAUAACUGAACACUUAAGCCAUUGCCCAGGGCUCUCAUUAUCUAACAAUUAUUAUAUUGCUGGUUUUCAGUGUCACGCCAUUCAAAAAAGAUCAAAAUAAAAUCAAAACCAUUUGACAGGUAAAGUCCAGAAUCUGGGAAAUGAAAGGAGGUAAAUAUACAAAGACCCUCGCCAAGAUUUGGGUCGAAGGAAUAUUUCGUAUACGAGAUAUCCGAGGAAAUGUUUUACCCAAAUUUAUAGAGCCUUGUAUGGAGACGCCACGCUGGAGCUCAUCCGGAUGAGCUCCAACAUGGCGGACGGAAACCAACAGAAACAUCUGUCACCGAGUUUUGCUACAAAAGCGUGAAUUUACUCCUACAGAACUCAUAAACAUUAAAGUAAUGCUUUUUCUAAUACUUGAACUGUUUCGAUAGCAAAAUUCCUCGAAAAAAGUCACUUUUUUAACCUAAAUGACAUCUCUUUCGGACGUCAUGUAAGUGCUGCAUCACGCAAAAGCUUAGAAAUUCAAGCGUACUCUAUUACAAAACCAAGAACUCUGUUGAAGCGAAAAUUUGUUCGGAAAUUAGUUUUCGGCUGCUCUAAUACACCAUGAAAGUAAAAUCUCAGUAGGAUCGAUAGUUUUGUAGUUUGACUUUUAGUGACGUCAUGUGAAAACCAACAAUAGAGCAGGUGUAGCAUAACCAUUUUCACUUUUAUCACUUCAAAACAUGUUUACACUCUGCCACAUAUGUUAAUUGGGUCAAAGCCAAAUGACAGCCCAAUGACAGCCCUAAAUGUCAGGCUGUAGCUCUUCCAUUGUUUCACUUGACCAUGCUGAAUUUGCUGUGCAUGGAACCCCUUCACUUCCCCAGAGGAGGUUCUGUAUGGAUAGCAUAACCUGUGAUCACAUUCUUUUUUUUUUUCUUUUUCGCAACUGCUAUUUACUUGUAUCCUGGUAAUUUUUUAUCAGUUUUUUGGCGAUCCAACAGAGGAAGUAUCCAUUACGUCAGUGGAGGCAUAGGUAAUAAUUUGUUUGGUGGACUUUUUGCUCUUAUGUUAUGGACUAUACUGCAGCAAAAUGAAGACCUUGAAGAGGUUUGUGUUUCUUUGAGAUAAUGUAAUAUUUUUCUUAAAUAUUAUCUUAGUAAAACCUCCCAAGUCUAGAUAAUAGGAAUGAUCUCCAGCAUAACUUGACAUAUUUACAGCUGCUGCUUCCUUAAGGAGCUAUACAGCCAUAUAUACUGUCAAUCACCUUUCAGUAAGGUACACCCGUGUCGUCCUAACCCGCUUCCCUGCCACUUUUUUUUAUUUUAUUAAUUGCCUUAUGUUCAGCCAAUGAGCUACCUCAGGGAGCUGUAAGUUAGUAUAUUUCCACAUCGAAAUGUUAUGUUGUAUUCAUGACAUUAUACGUUUAUCUGUUUUUGUCUACUUUUGCUUCUUAGAUACAGUGGAGCAAUGCGUCAGCUGUUUUUUCCAUAAUUUUUCUGACCGUUGUUUCUGGCUGGCUGGCAGCUAUUAUUGUAGAUUAUAUGUACAGAGAAGUAGGUGAGUAAGUCACUUUGUUCUUUAGUUAUCUCAAAGUUGCAUAUAAACAGUCAGUUAUCCAGGGCUUCUGAUAUUUUGCACGGUCGCGGAACCGCGAAAUUCAGGUAAAUCCGUGAAAUCCUGCGAAUUUCACAAAAACUUGCAAAAUACCGCGAAAUUCAGUAGAAAUCUUUUCAAAUACAUGUCUGUACAGCAAUUUUGAAACUUGUCUCAGCUACUGGGGGUAAUUUUACUUGCUGUAAACUCGCAAAUUUAUGUCAAAACUUCGUCACUGAAAGUCGUGCAAACAACGUUCUGAAACUACCAGGGGUAGAUUAUGUUGCAAAAAACUGGGCACUAGCCAUGAUGUUAAAGGCUUUGCCAUUGGUUCAUUUCUGGAGCAAUAUGUUGUUGUUGAAAGAGAAAAAAUUAAUGAUGGCCUCUGUUAGAAAAACAUUAAAAACACUGGUCUGAAAAGUGCAAAACCGAUCGAUUUCUAGCGAAAUUUGCCCUGAAAAUAAUCACAAAAUCCGCCAUUCCUUUACCGAUUGCUUUCCGGCCAAGUUUGCUCCAAAAGUUCCCACGAAAUCGGCAGAUUUUUCUGCGAUUUUGUCCCUAAAAAUCCCGCAAAAUUUGACUUUUUUCCCGCGACCUAUCAGAAGCCCUGGUUAUCAGACUGUGUGCGUUAAAAUCUCGUUAUGUUUGGGGAAAGUUAAUAGCUGAGACUAUCAUUUUGAGAGUAAGAGACUCUUUGUCAGGCACAUGUGAGUUGUAGUAACCAAAAACAUAUUUACAGUGAAUAUAUAUAUGGCAGUCAAAAGUCUUCCUGCAAAUCCUCUAUCUGCCAUGUACAAUUUUUGUAUGUAAGACACAAAAAUGUGUGCAUCCUUGAGCGAGUUCAGCUGCAUUUUUGUUUUUAUUAGCUACAGUGGUGACUUUGGCAAAAAUGCCUUUUCAAGGAAGAAAAAUUAUUUGCAGCUCUGCUUUGUGUUUGCAUUAAUAUUCUUCCCUCCUUCAGCCAGUUAAAAACAAAAUAAAAUAAAUGAAGUGAAAUGAAAUAUUGGCAUGAUCUUACUCAGUGCAUUUUGCACAUUGUGUUUACAGGGGCCCUGGUAACCAACCGAGUCCUCUGCCUUGUUCCGCUGGUAGCUUGGUUUGAAGACUGGAUGUUUGUUAGAGAAUUUAAAGUGAUGCCCAAUUAUUGGUAUAUACCAGUUGAGGUUGUAGGUGAGUGUAGGCAAUUUCAAUAGUAAAUUCAAACCUUUCUUCCGAAUGACCAUGUCACCUUGGGGACAGUUCACAGGUGCAGAGAAGCCAACCUCUGGAGACCUAAAAUCGGGAGACUGUCUUUUUUUCACCCCCCCCCCCCCGAAUUUCAAUGACCCCCCCCCCCACCCCCCUGAAAAAUUGACCCAGCCCCCAAUGGGAAUGACUUAGGACAUUAUCUGACAUCUUUUUAAUACAUGGUGAACAUACUAUCAAAAUUCGAAAUCAUCGUUUUGAUAUAAAUCUUUGUCAAUGACCAAAUACGUGCAAAAAUACCCCAGAAACUGUACUGCAAAUAAGAAAAAUUCAAGUUUUGAGCUAAAAAUGGGCUAAAUCUCAAACUAAGUCUGCUUUAUUUUUUACUAAGUAUUCAAUAUUUAUAGUGGACGUAAAAAGCGGGAGAUUUAUGUACCAAAGCGGGAGAGCGGGAGACGAGGCAAAAAAGCGUAAGUCUCCCGCCAAAAACGGGAGAGUUGGCAUUACUGCAGGUGACUGGCAGUCAUGAAGAGGUGGCCAUCGUCAUAUAUGCCAUUAACUCUCCCGGAUUAUCUGGGAGUCUUCCAGAUACAGCACUGAUCUCCCUCUCUCCCAUACAGGUCAUCAAAUUUCCUAGAUAAAAUGGGCUUUUGAGCUUUUCUGUCCUUUAGUUUGAAAUUUGGUCAGUGUAAAAUGCAGGCUGCGGACUAUUGUUUUACCCAUUCAUUUACCCAAAUGAAUACGUAUAGUAUAGUCCCAGUUAGUCUGCAGUCUGCAUUUUACACUGCCCUGUUUGAAAUUUAGCCCAUUUUUUUCUUAAAGUUCGGACUCUUUUAUUCAUUUUUGCACAUAUUUAGUCACUGACAAAGAUUAUUUUGUCAUUGCGAUGUUAAAAGCAAUUUUUAAUAGCAUGUACCUCAUGUAAGACAUCAUAUAAUGUCCAAAACCAUGGGGGCUGGGUGGGGGGGCUGUUGACAUUCGGGGUGAGGGAAAGGGGUAGUGAAAAAUAGAGAGACUCCAGAAUUAAGAUCUCCAGAGGUUGGCAUCUCUGCAUUACAAGCAAGAAUCAAGGGGUAGCCUGCAUGGUACGUACAAUAGGCGUCUAAAUGGAUAAGACAAGGAAGGGAAAUGGGAGGCAGAUUGGGUAUAGGAACCCUUCCUCCCUCCCUUCCAUCUACCAUUUUUGAGCCUGCCACACAUGCCAGAUGGUGGUCUAAUAUGACAGCAAUUUUGUGGCAUGGGAAGCGGAAGAACAUUUUUAUCUUUAAAAUGCCAAUUGCUAUGUGUUAUAUGAACACUAUGAAUAUAAAUCAACAAAAUAAUACCAAAUGUUCAAAAUUAAAAUAUGUAUAAAAAAAAAAUGAGGAAGGUACAAUAAGCAUGUUAAUUUGUAAUUUUUUUUUCAAACGGGAGUAAUGUAGAGGUUAGUUGGCAAUUGAUUGUAACUUACUUGGUUGUUGCCAUUUUGGAGGGAAGGCUGUUUCAGAAAAAGGGGAAUCUGCUGGACUGUUGCCACCUUUUUUGAUAUAAACAUCUGGUGAUUUUGCCCAUCAUUUGUGUGAAAGCAUAUCAAAGUUAAGAAGAUUCAUCUUUGCCUUAUUUUGCCUGUCUGUCUAGGUGUGGUUUUCAUGUUUAUCGGUCUGACAAUUUCAAACUUGGAACCUGAGAACCUUUCAAGUGCUCUUCGCAGACCAUUAUUACCUUCUGAUGAGCGCGAGGUAAUUAACCAAUUUGUAGAGGCUUAGAAAAUGUCCUUUGCUUUCAGCGGCGGUUCCUGUCUGUGUACCUUAAUCUUGACCACGCCCCUUCAUAUCUUUACGUUCAUUGAUUAAUUGAUCGAUUGAUUGAUUGAUUGAUUGAUCAUGUAGAUCAUCCUCUGGCAGUUUGGAUCAGUUAUCAAAUUCCUUUAGAACUUUUUUCUAUCUAUCUACAGUGACUCUAAAAGUCUAGAAAUGCAUUUCAUGGGAAAUUAUUAUUAUUUUGUCUAUCUGGUUAUCCUAGGGUAAGGGAAGCCUUUUCGGUUGUAUUUUUCGUGUUUUCUUAUAUUAUUAUCCCUAAAAUCUUAACUGCCAUUUCUGAUACCUCUUUUCGUGACUAUUUUUGAAAGCCCAUCUUAUUGGCUUUAAAUUUAAAACAUUUGAUGUAUAACUGAUCACAUUUGUAUUAAUUAUUAAGCAGGAUAACAAUCAGGGGUAUUUUAAAUGUAGCUCUCUUUGACCUAACCCCUUGUAGUUUUAAACUGUACGUUAUAAAGGUGGCAUUUUCGUUUUUCUUUUUUCUCAUACGACAGACCCCAGAUUCAACGCAGUUUUACAACAACAUCCGGGACAUUGAAGAUGGCAUGUUUUCUGAUGAAGAGAUGAAAAACACAAGUUACAUUCGAUCAUGUUCCACGAACUCGAGUGAAAAUCCCUUCCCUCCCCUAGUGGAGGUACCAAGACAGGAUCAUCUUACUUGACUGACCCCAUCCUGGUUCGGUGUGCUGUAGCUGCCCGGCCGGCGACCACUAGCCACGAUACAUCGAGUCCUCGCAUGGAAAGAUGGAUUUAAAUGCCUCCGCGUGACGCUAAUUUAUUGCCUACGCCGUCAAACGUAGCCUAGUGUGAAUAGGAACGUCAGUUGACGACGGGAAAGCGCGCGGAAGGGGCUAAACGCUACUUUCGGUGCCCAAUUUGCCGCUCUGUCAUUGGUCAAGCCAGUUGUUUGAUUUGCGCGCGCCGUCGUCAACUGACGUCCCCGUUCUGUUGCUUACUCAUCCUUAUGUGCAUAGCUGUAACCAAACUCUUCUGUGUUUCAUUCUAUGGAUCAAAUCCUUUAAUCCCCGACGUGUCUCAAGUUUGGUGCUCCCUUUUACAAAAUGACUUUUUCAGUCGUAAACUUACAUUCUAUCAAAGAGAAGAAGUAAAGAAAGUACACAAGACUAAGCAGGAAUAAAGAAAAUCAGCAUCAGCACUUAUUACACAAAUUGGCCAAUGACAGAGUUGCAGGCAACUUCCACCAACAGAUCUUUGUUUGGAAGGGAGAAUACUUUUGUACGAAAUACAAGUUAAAACGUCAUUAUUUUAAUUCCCGCAAAAACCUAGUCUUGUGUAAAUGGAAUGUGGCAGCUAUAACUAAAUUCUGAGGCGAAUUAGAGUAGAGUUCACAAGUUCCCGUACAACCUCCUCGACGUUUUGAUGAUGUAAACCAGUUUUUAUAGUUUGUCUAUUUUGGCGAAUUUUUUUUAUUUUUUUUCUUAAGCUGUCUUUUUCUUUCAUUUGUUUGUUUGUGCGGCUUUUUAGAAAGUAACUUGAGUUUUAAUCUUCGAGUGUAACUUUUUUUAAAUAAAAAGAAAGGAGGAAAACGAAGAAACAAAACAAAAUCGCCAGCUAUGGAGGUUAAUGCCGAGAACUUGCGACGUCAGCUGCCGCGAUUGCUUCUACACUGGCUACGGGCUUGGCUCAAACACGCAAAGAUCAUUUGAAGACAUAAUUCAGCUGACUGUGAUUCCGCUUUACGUGUAAUAACGACAUCGGCAAAAUUUAAGAGUUUUGCUAUGUGGAAAUUCAAUUAACCUUCUUAAAUUACCCACAAUAACGGUAAAUUCAUAAUAAAAAUGAAUUGUCUGUUUCUUUGCUGUAGUAAAGAAACUCGUAUUUAUUUCCAUUCCUUGAUAAUGGCGUCAUAAUGACGCCGAAACCUCGGAACUUUAUUUCGCUAGUUUUGAGUUUUAAGGAAGUUUAAGGAUAAGGUAGCUAGCGAAUAACACAUGGAUGCCCUAUUCAUCUUUUAUCCCUCCAGUUAGUAAAAAAAAACCGACAAAUCUUUCAGUGAGCUUCGACAGAAUAGAUAUCGUCAUUUUUCUAUUUCAUGUUUUUUUUUUUCAGUUUUGACAUCAUUUUGCCGAAAAAUGACGUCACAAAUUUGGCACCGAAUUUCGCAACCUCGUUCUUCAGGGUGGGUGGGAGGAAGAGAGAGAACGCUGGGAGCGAGGUUGCAAAUUUUGCUUUACUCUGGAAUAUUUUAAGGCGGCGGUAUUCGAAACAACUCUUUACAAGUGACUUCUACACACUCUAGGUUUUACUACACGCACGAAAACCCCACUCCUCCACUCAUGUCCAAUCCAAGUGGACGAAACCUGGCAGGAGUCUUGUCCGGUCCAGUUCUCGAGAAGCAAAAAUGACGAAUUUGCGUCUGAAAAGUGCAAAACCGAUCGAUUUCUAGCGAAAUUUGCCCUGAAAAUAACCACAAAAUCCGCCAUUCCUUUACCGAUUGCUUUCCGGCCAAGUUUGCUCCAAAAGUUCCCACGAAAUCGGCAGAUUUUUCUGCGAUUUUGUCCCUAAAAAUCCCGCAAAAUUUGACUUUUUUCCCGCGACCUAUCAGAAGCCCUGGUUAUCAGACUGUGUGCGUUAAAAUCUCGUUAUGUUUGGGGAAAGUUAAUAGCUGAGACUAUCAUUUUGAGAGUAAGAGACUCUUUGUCAGGCACAUGUGAGUUGUAGUAACCAAAAACAUAUUUACAGUGAAUAUAUAUAUGGCAGUCAAAAGUCUUCCUGCAAAUCCUCUAUCUGCCAUGUACAAUUUUUGUUUACAUGUAAGACACAAAAAUGUGUGCAUCCUUGAGCGGGUUCAGCUGCAUUUUUGUUUUUAUUAGCUACAGUGGUGACUUUGGCAAAAAUGCCUUUUCAAGGAAGAAAAAUUAUUUGCAGCUCUGCUUUGUGUUUGCAUUAAUAUUCUUCCCUCCUUCAGCUAGUUAAAAACAAAAUAAAAUAAAUGAAGUGAAAUGAAAUAUUGGCAUGAUCUUACUCAGUGCAUUUUGCACAUUGUGUUUACAGGGGCCCUGGUAACCAACCGAGUCCUCUGCCUUGUUCCGCUGGUAGCUUGGUUUGAAGACUGGAUGUUUGUUAGAGAAUUUAAAGUGAUGCCCAAUUAUUGGUAUAUACCAGUUGAGGUUGUAGGUGAGUGUAGGCAAUUUCAAUAGUAAAUUCAAACCUUUCUUCCGAAUGACCAUGUCACCUUGGGGACAGUUCACAGGUGCAGAGAAGCCAACCUCUGGAGACCUAAAAUCGGGAGACUGUCUUUUUUUCACUACCCCCGAAUUUCAAUGACCCCCCCUACCCCCCUGAAAAAUUGACCCAGCCCCCAAUGGGAAUGACUUAGGACAUUAUGGGCGCUUUCCAUUUACGAAAAAAAAACCGGAAAUUUCGGUGGUAGCAAAAGUGGAAUUUCCGAUUGGUAAAAAGUUGUUCCAUUUGGUCGUAAACCCCGGUACGUGGCCGGGUGCCCGACCGUGGACCUGGAACUGGUACAAACUACAAGAAACGUCAAUGGAACACGACAUUCCGUUCGGAAAUUCCAACCGGGAAAACGGGACCACCUUUUUAGAUUUUACACUUUUUCUGGGAAUUUUCCAGUGGGACGAACCGACGAAACGUGUUCCAUUUACCGCCGAACCGGAAAUUCCGAAAAUUUUGACUAAAUGGAAAGCGCCGUAUCUGGCAUUUUACAUGGUGAACAUACUAUCAAAAUUCGAAAUCAUCGUUUUGAUAUAAAUCUUUGUCAAUGACCAAAUACGUGCAAAAAUACCCCAGAAAUUGUACUGCAAAUAAGAAAAAUUCAAGUUUUGAGCUAAAAAUGGGCUAAAUCUCAAACUAAGUCUGCUUUAUUUUUUACUAAGUAUUCAAUAUUUAUAGUGGACGUUAAAAGCAGGAGAUUUAUGUACCAAAGCGGGAGAGCGGGAGACGAGGCAAAAAAGCGUAAGUCUCCCGCCAAAAGCGGGAGAGUUGGCAUCACUGCAGGUGACUGGCAGUCAUGAAGAGGUGGCCAUUGUCAUAUAUGCCAUUAACUCUCCCGGAUUAUCUGGGAGUCUUCCAGAUACAGCACUGAUCUCCCUCUCUCCCAUACUGGUCAUCAAAUUUCCUAGAUAAAAUGGACUUUUGAGCUUUUCUGUCCUUUAGUUUGAAAUUGGGUCAGUGUAAAAUGCAGGCUGGGGACUAUUGUUUUACCCAUUCAUUUACCCAAAUGAAUACGUAUAGUAUAGUCCGUAUACGUAUACGUAUAGUAUAGUCCCAGUUAGUCUGCGGUCUGCAUUUUACACUGCCCUGUUUGAAAUUUAGCCCAUUUUUUUCUUAAAGUUCGGACUCUUUUAUUCAUUUUUGCACAUAUUUAGUCACUGACAAAGAUUAUUUUGUCAUUACGAUGUUAAAAGCAAUUUUUAAUAGCAUGUACCUCAUGUAAGACAUCAUAUAAUGUCCAAAACCAUGGGGGCUGGGUGGGGCUGGGUGGGGGGGCUGUUGACAUUCGGGGUGAGGGAAAGGGGUAGUGAAAAAUAGAGAGACUCCAGAAUUAAGAUCUCCAGAGGUUGGCAUCUCUGCAUUACAAGCAAGAAUCAAGGGGUAGCCUGCAUGGUACGUACAAUAGGCAUCUAAAUGGAUAAGACAAGGAAGGGAAAUGGGAGGCAGAUUGGGUAUAGGAACCCUUCCUCCCUCCCUUCCAUCUACCAUUUUUGAGCCUGCCACACAUGCCAGAUGGUGGUCUAAUAUGACAGCAAUUUUGUGGCAUGGGAAGCGGAAGAACAUUUUUAUCUUUAAAAUGCCAAUUGCUAUGUGUUAUAUGAACACUAUGAAUAUAAAUCAACAAAAUAAUACCAAAUGUUCAAAAUUAAAAUAUGUAUAAAAAAAAUGAGGAAGGUACAAUAAGCAUGUUAAUUUGUAAUUUUUUUUUUAAACGGGAGUAAUGUAGAGGUUAGUUGGCAAUUGAUUGUAACUUACUUGGUUGUUGCCAUUUUGGAGGGAAGGCUGUUUCAGAAAGGGUAAAAAAGGGGAAUCUGCUGGACUGUUGCCACCUUUUUUGAUAUAAACAUCUGGUGAUUUUGCCCAUCAUUUGUGUGAAAGCAUAUCAAAGUUAAGAAGAUUCAUCUUUGCCUUAUUUUGCCUGUCUGUCUAGGUGUGGUUUUCGUGUUUAUCGGUCUGACAAUUUCAAACUUGGAACCUGAGAACCUUUCAAGUGCUCUUCGCAGACCAUUAUUACCUUCUGAUGAGCGCGAGGUAAUUAACCAAUUAGUAGAGGCUUAGAAAAUGUCCUUUGCUUUGAGCGGCGGUUCCUGUCUGUGUACCUCAAUCUUGACCACGCCCCUUCAUAUCUUUACGUUCAUUGAUUAAUUGAUCGAUUGAUUGAUUGAUUGAUCAUGUAGAUCAUCCUCUGGCAGUUUGGAUCAGUUAUCAAAUUCCUUUAGAACUUUUUUCUAUCUAUCUACAGUGACUCUAAAAGUCUAGAAAUGCAUUUCAUGGGAAAUUAUUAUUAUUUUGUCUAUCUGGUUAUCCUAGGGUAAGGGAAGCCUUUUCGGUUGUAUUUUUCGUGUUUUCUUAUAUUAUUAUCCCUAAAAUCUUAACUGCCAUUUCUGAUACCUCUUUUCGUGACUAUUUUUGAAAGCCCAUCUUAUUGGCUUUAAAUUUAAAAUAUUUGAUGUAUAACUGAUCACAUUUGUAUUAAUUAUUAAGCAGGAUAACAAUCAGGGUAUUUUAAAUGUAGCUCUCUUUGACCUAACCCCUUGUAGUUUUAAACUUAAAGUUAUAAAGGUGGCAUUUUCCUUUUUCUUUUUUCUCAUACGACAGACCCCAGAUUCAACGCAGUUUUACAACAACAUCCGGGACAUUGAAGAUGGCAUGUUUUCUGAUGAAGAGGUGAAAAACACAAGUUACAUUCGAUCAUGUUCUACAAACUCGAGUGAAAAUUCCUUCCCUCCUCUAGUGGAGGUACCAAGACAGGAUCAUCUCACUUGA
Messenger RNA from Porites lobata, 12551 nucleotides. NCBI's taxonomy places the organism in Eukaryota, Metazoa, Cnidaria, Anthozoa, Scleractinia, Poritidae. The record is from the annotation of a GenBank genome assembly.